AGCGCGUGGGUUCGCUCGGGUGACACAAUUAUAACAACUUUAUCUGCGCUCCGAAACGCAUUUUACUCACAAAUCCACAUACAUUGGAUAUUAUUCUUGUUUGUUUGCAUUCAACCAGGAUUGGCAUCACUUGUUUGGGCCUAAAAUGUGACGCUUGUGGAUGUUACCCGGACACCGCUGCUACACUGACUGCCCCUAACAGAUUUACUAUUCCGAAUCGCAUCUUUUUUCAUCUUGUGGGGAAACUUUUGCUCGUUUUUGUUGUCGGUUUUCGCUUGUACGCGUGUGGUUUGGUGGAUAGGUGGACUGGUGCGAGUUUGUGGGCACAUUUUCCAUGCAAUCGUGCGCUGGUGGGGUGUCUGUGGCCGCCGCUGCGAGCUGCACUGCCGUAGCCGCUGCCCGGAGUCUGGGCUCGGGCUCGGCCGCUGCUGCUGCUCCGUGCGGCGCUGGGGCUGGUGGUGGUAGUGAUGAGGAAAACAAAAUGGCGGCGGGAAAAGCGAGUGAAGCCGAAGAGGACUUUCCGACUCUGACAGCGCAGGAACGGGACACUUUAGCCGGGAUUGACAGUUCACUAUUUGGAUUUCAGAAGCUUCAUGAAGAUGGCGCCAGAAAUAAGGCCCUACUAAUAAAGGCUGUGCGCUGCUACGACUCGCUGAUCCUGAAGGCCGAGGGCAAAGUGGAACCGGAGCUGUUCUGUCAACUGGGACACUUCAACCUGCUCUUGGAAGACUAUCCAAAAGCAUUAUCAGCAUACCAGAGGUACUACAGUUUACAGACAGACUACUGGAAGAAUGCUGCCUUUCUGUAUGGCCUGGGAAUGGUCUACUUCCACUAUAAUGCCUUUCAGUGGGCGAUCAAAGCGUUUCAGGAGGUGCUGUACAUCGACCCCGGGUUUUCUCGAGCCAAAGAGAUCCAUCUCCGCCUGGGGCUCAUGUGCAAGGUCAAUACCGACUACGAGUCCAGUCUAAAGCAUUUUCAGCUGGCUUUGAUUGACUCCAACCCCUGCACUUUGUCCAAAGCUGAAAUUCAAUUCCACAUUGCUCAUCUAUAUGAAAUACAGAAGAGAUAUCGAGCUGCUAAAGAAGCAUAUGAGGCACUGCUACAGACAGAGGACCUCCCAGCUCGAGUCAAAGCCACCACUCUGCAACAGCUAGGCUGGAUGCAUCACACGGUGGAGCAGCUCGGUGACCGGGCAACAAGAGACAGUUUUGCCAUUCAGUGUCUGCAGAAGUCCCUCGAGUCCGACCCCAAAUCAGGACAGUCCUGGUACUUUCUCGGCAGGUGCUACUCCAGUAUUGGUAAAGUCCAGGACGCCUUUGUCUCAUAUCGUCAGUCCAUAGACAAGUCCGAGGCUAGCGCAGACACAUGGUGCUCUAUUGGUGUGUUGUACCAGCAGCAGAAUCAGCCGAUGGACGCGCUUCAGGCUUAUAUCUGUGCAGUGCAGUUGGAUCACAGUCAUGCGGCGGCUUGGAUGGAUCUAGGGACUCUGUACGAAUCCUGUAACCAACCACACGACGCCAUCAAGUGCUACAUCAACGCCACAAGGAGCAAAGGGUGCACCAACAUCGCAGCUCUGACACACAGAAUCAAGUGUCUGCAGGCUCAGUUGAGUUCCCCCCAGCUCAGUAACCUUCAGAGUAAAACUAAAAUGCUGCCCCUUAUUGAGGAGGCUUGGAGUCUGCCCAUCCCUGCAGAGCUCACGUCCAGACAGGGACCAAGCAAUGCUCCGCCGCAGGCUUGUAAACCGAACCACAGCACAGAGGGAGGGGGCUCUGGUCCCACUCUGCCCCCCCACGUCAGCCCUCUGUCCCAGGCAGACGAAUCCUGUCCGGCCAAGAGGAGGAGGGUCGGUAGUCCAGCCAAGGAAGUCCCCAACUGGUAUCUUUCUCCACAAAAACUACAGUUGUUGGAGCAGCUGAGAGGAAACCGGGCCAGUCUUAAACCUCCUCAGUUACAGAUGUUGGAACAGCUCGAGGCUCAGCUCAACAUGAUGCACCAACACCAGAUGAGGCAGAACUCUGGCCAUGUUCGUCCCUCUCUCCCGAAUGGUCCCACCCCUCACCCCCUCCCCUCCCCAAAUCUGCACCGCCUCCCCCAAAGACCCCUCCUCAACGGGCCCCUGGGUGUCCCCCCCUCGGCCCCUAGCAGGAGCAGCAGUAGUAGUAAUAAUAAUAGUAAUAGUAGUAGUAGUAAUCAGACGGAUGGGGACGUGCCUUAUGUACAGACAGCGGAGGGAGGAGAGAGAGCGCUACCUCAAACCUGCACAAAACCACAGGACACAACGCCAUGCCCCGCCCUCCACCAAAACAACUCUCAGGGGCUUCAGAAAGGCUCAGCUCCAGCCGCUCCCCCCUCCAGCUCGGACACGACCCCCGACCCCAGCUUAGCCCCUCCCACUUCCUCCUCCACUUCCUGCCCAUCGUCCAAUCAGGUCGCACAUUCCACAGACGCGUCAUCGACAUCGUCAUCGCCGCUUCAACCGAAUUCUACCAAUAAUAACACAGUUAACUCAAACCACCUCCCAACUUCCCCUACUCCUUCCUCCUCCUCUUCCUCGGCUACCUCUAGUUCCACAAUUACCGCUACCAAAGACGCUACAAAACCCAACAUAUCGCAUAAAAAUGGCGACGAAGUUAUGAAAUCUCCACUUGCAUCUAAUCAUGUUCAAACUGAAAUGGAAAAAACAUCAUCGGAAAACAGUGAGACAACUGUAACUUUAAGCGCAGACAAUCCACGGCUAUCUGCUUUGUUAGCGGCUAGCAAAGAUGAUACAGAAAACUCGACAAAUUCCCAAGAAGUUAAUAAGAAAGUCAACAAUAUCCAUCCAGGAAUUAAACCAUCAACUCCUCAGGCGCACAGUUCAACGGCUUCUUCCCCAAUAUCUGCAAUGUCCACAGCCACGCCCUCUCCAAAAUCUACAGAGCAGACGGGAGCGCCGAGUCCAGCUAAUUCAAAUACUCCAGCUGUGAAUGGGAAAGGGGGAAUGUCGGAAGAUUCCCAAAGCCCGUCAAAACCAGACCCCCCAGUGGUACCGGGACUGAAGACCACACCCCCACACGCCCACACCUCCAACUCCUCCUCCUCUGUGUCCAUCUACCCCAGCUCUACAGAUGUGCUCAAGGCGUGCAGAAACCUCGGUAAGAAUGGCCUGUCGAAUAGCAGUAUCCUCCUGGACAAGUGCCCUCCUCCUCGACUGCCCCCAGCACCCAGCCCUGCUCUGCCCAAAGACAAGCUCAAUCCCCCCACGCCCAGCAUCUAUUUGGAAAACAAAAGGGACGCGUUCUUUCCUCCACUGCAUCAGUUCUGCACAAACCCCUCCAACCCUGUCACCGUCAUCAGAGGACUCGCAGGCGCACUUAAACUGGACCUGGGUCUCUUCUCCACUAAGACACUGGUGGAGGCAAACCCGGAGCACAUGGUGGAGGUCUGGACUCAGCUGUCUCAGCCUGCAGACGAGAACUGGGACCAGACCGGGACCAAGAAACUAUGGCGAUGUGAGAGUGGGCGGGGCCAUACCACCAUCGCCAAAUAUGCCCAGUAUCAGGCUGCAUCCUUCCAGGAGUCUCUGAGGGAGGAGAAUGAGAAGAAAGCACUAAAGGAGCCGUCAGAUGCAGAGCCAGCCUCAGCAGACAGUGUUGCACGAAAAAGAAGAGGUCCUCUAAAAUACAUUAAGUUUGGGACAAAUAUUGACGUAUCGGAUGAGAAAAAGUGGAAGCAGCAAUUGCAGGAGCUGAGCAAACUGCCGGCGUUUGCUCGAGUCGUCUCUGCCGGAAACCUGCUGAGUCACGUGGGACACACCAUUUUAGGCAUGAACACUGUGCAGCUGUAUAUGAAGGUGCCAGGCAGCAGAAUACCAGGGCAUCAGGAGCACAAUAACUUCUGUGCAGUGAACAUAAACAUUGGGCCAGGCGACUGUGAGUGGUUUGCGGUGCCGGAGCCGUACUGGGGAGUCAUGAGCAACUUCUGUGAAAAAAACAACAUAAACUUCCUGAUGGGUUCGUGGUGGCCUAAUCUCGAGGAUCUCUAUGAGGCAGAUGUUCCUGUGUAUCGCUUCAUCCAGAGACCGGGGGACCUGGUUUGGCUCAACACCGGCACCGUGCACUGGGUCCAGGCCAUCGGCUGGUGCAACAACAUCGCCUGGAACGUCGGCCCGCUCACAGCGCACCAGUACAAGUUGGCGGUGGAGCGUUACGAGUGGAACAAGCUCCAGUCUGUGAAGUCGAUGGUUCCCAUGGUGCACCUCUCGUGGAACAUGGCCCGAAACAUCAAAGUGUCUGACCACAAACUCUAUGAGAUGAUCAAGUACUGCUUGUUGCGGACGCUUAAACAGUGUCAGUGGGUGAAAGAGACUCUGGCUACGGCCGGUAAGGAGACAGUGCUCCGACCGAGAUCCAGAGAUGAACGAGCGCACUACUGUUCUAUCUGUGAGGUGGAGGUAUUUAACCUGCUGUUCGUGCGUCGGGAGCUGCUCUCUAAAGCGCCCCCUGUGGUUCACUGUCAGGACUGCGCUCGUAAAGGAAGCUCUGCCCUCGAUGACUUUGUGGUUCUGGAGCAGUACAGAAUGGACGACCUCAUGCACAUCUACGACCACUUCACCUUAGCUCCUCCUCUGCACUCGUCUUCAUCUUGACAUUAGUCCACGCCUCGUUCAUUCUCUUCAGAGACACUUUUCAACAUUUUCAAACUUUAUUUUUUCAACGCACGAUCAAAAUAUUAACAUCCCAAAACAUGAAAUCACAAAUGUACAACUCAUCCGGAUGCCCCCCCGUCUCCACUCCUCCUCGUACUAAUAUUCAGGAAAUGCCACGGGCCGCUUUGCUCCUAACUUCCUUAUUCUCGUCCAAUCACAGCUCUCCGUUCGAUCGGUGGCCAUUUUGAAACGUUGUCUGUCUAUGCAACCUAUACUUGUUUUUUAAUUUGUUUUCAAAAGUGCUUAAAGACCCUUUUAAACUGGGACAAAGCUACAGGAAAUCUACAGCUUUUUUUGGAUGGACUGCAAAGCCCAAAAUGCUCGGACGCAAUGGAUUAUGGGAAGAUUUGAUACGAUUUGUAGAUAUAUUCAAGACUACUGACUUGACAGCCUAUGUUUUCCUUGUCUUUCUUUUAAGCUUUGUUUAAUGUUUUCGUUCUUACUACUAGCCUCCAUUUUCUAUAGAUAAGUAGUAUUUUAACACUGCAAAAUCGAAAAAAAUUUGUAAUGUGAAACAGUUAAACGCAUUUCUUUUCAAUUUAUUUUUUUUUUUUUUACGAGUUUCUGUUCUGUCGUUUCGUUUCUUAGCUUGAUAUAAAAAAAAUUACAAAAAUUUCAAAAAUAUUACAGCCAAGUUACCAGAAAAUGGGUUGCACAGAAUUUAAACAGAAUAAUUGUGAUUAUUAUUUUUUUUUUUUUUUGGUUUUUAAUCUCGAUGUACAUUUACACUAUUUAUAAAAACGUAUUUAUUGCUUGAAAAUAUUUGUGGAUGGAAUGCUGUUAUUUUUUCCAGAUUUACCUGCCAUUAAAUUUGAAGGAGUUUUGUCAUUUUAACACGACUCCUUUUACAUUUUAUAUAUAUAUAAAUAAAUAAAUAAAUAAAAAUUGCCUAGUGAGCGUUGUACAGAAGAAACGGGACAUUUAAGAUAACGGUUUAUUGUUUUAAGAAUGUUUUAUGACCAGUCAAUAAACACAAAAAGUUGUCAAAUGAAAA
Messenger RNA from Periophthalmus magnuspinnatus, 5684 nucleotides. Its product is annotated as histone demethylase UTY-like. Gene Ontology annotation, cellular component: MLL3/4 complex. Gene Ontology annotation, biological process: regulation of gene expression; heart development. The record is from RefSeq and is a predicted model, not a curated record. The transcript is spliced from 30 exons. The coding region runs from base 335 to 4630 and encodes 1431 amino acids. Gene Ontology annotation, molecular function: RNA polymerase II cis-regulatory region sequence-specific DNA binding; histone H3K27me2/H3K27me3 demethylase activity; chromatin DNA binding. NCBI's taxonomy places the organism in Eukaryota, Metazoa, Chordata, Actinopteri, Gobiiformes, Gobiidae.